CAAAAUGUUAUAGGUAUUCUAUUCCAAAAGAACUAACAAUCUCAAAGCAUAACAAGAAGGAGAAGGAUGUGGAAGAAGGGAUUUGUUGUGGUUGAAUUAUUAUUAUUAAUGUUGGUAUGUUCAUCAGUUUUGUUAGUAGUUGAUGGUUUGAGAAGAGAUGAAUACCCGCCUGACUUUGUGUUUGGUGCUUCAACAUCUGCUUAUCAGGUAGAAGGUGCAGCAGAUGAAGAUGGAAGGAAGCCAAGCAUAUGGGAUACUUUUGCACAUGCCGGCAAUGCAAAUAUGUACAAGGGUGAUGGAGACAUUGCAUGCGAUCAAUAUCACAAAUAUAAGGAAGAUGUCCAACUCAUGGCAAAAAUGGGAUUAAAUGCCUACAGAUUUUCGAUAUCUUGGUCAAGACUUAUUCCAGAUGGGAAAGGCCCAAUCAAUCAAAAGGGAUUACAAUAUUACAACAAUCUUAUCAACGAACUGAUAAGUCAAGGAAUUCAAGCACAUGUUACAUUAUAUCAUUGGGACUUACCACAAACUCUUGAGGAUGAAUAUGGAGGAUGGGUUAAUAAAAAAAUUGUAAGAGACUUCACAGCAUUUGCAAAUGUGUGCUUUAGAGAGUUUGGAGACAGAGUCAAACAUUGGACGACAAUUAAUGAAGGAAAUGUUUUUUCACAAGGUGGCUAUGAUAUAGGAUUCUUACCACCUCAACAUUGCUCUCCUUCUUCUAUAUUUAAUUGCUCUAAGGGAAAUUCUUCAACGGAGCCAUAUUUGGUAACACAUAAUAUGUUGUUAGCUCAUGCAUCAGCUGCAACAUUGUAUAGGAACAAGUACCAGGACAAGCAACAUGGAUUUAUUGGGUUUAAUCUCCUUGCUUUUGGUUUUGUUCCUUUAACAAAUACUAGUGAAGAUAUAAUUGCUGCUCAGAGGGCUCAAGACUUCUUUCUUGGGUGGUUUUUGAGUCCAUUUAUUUUUGGAGAUUACCCUGAAACCAUGAAAAAGAAUGUUGGUUCAAGGCUUCCAAUAUUCACAAAAAGCGAAUCAAAUUUGGUGAAGGGCUCAAUUGACUUCGUAGGAAUAAAUUUUUACUAUUCAUAUUUUGUUAAGGACAAUCCUAGAAGCCUAUAUAUAAAGGAUAGAGAUUAUACAGCAGAUAUGGCUGUGGAACUUACGGCUUAUACCUCAGAAGAAACAUCUAAGGAUGAGGCUCAGAUUAUUCCAUGGACUUUGGAAGGAUUGCUUGACUCACUGAAGAAUAUUUAUGGAGAUUUUCCAAUUUAUAUUCACGAAAAUGGUCUACAAACACAUAGAAAUUCAUCAUUGGAGGACUGGCCAAGAAUAAAGUAUUUACAAGAAUACAUUGGUAGUAUACUUGAUAUGCUAAGGAAUGGACAUGAUAUAAGAGGCUAUUUUGUAUGGUCUUUCAUGGAUGUGUUUGAAUUAUUGGGUGGAUAUGAAUCAACUUUUGGGCUUUAUUACAUUGAUUUGAAUGACCCUACUUUGAGGAGACAACCUAAGCUCUCUUCUCAAUGGUACUCUAAUUUCCUCAACAACAGAACUAUGGACCCAAUGGUGGCCAUGCAAAUUGAGAAGAAUGCCUUAUUGCACAAUGCUAUUUAAUGUAAUAAGGACUAGGUAAAAUCUAAGUGAUAUGAGUUUGUAUUAUGGUAUGCCAAAGAAUAAUAAAGUGACAUGAUUCAUGGUGCAAAUAAUUGAUCAUGAAUGUUUUGAAGCUUGUACAUUUAUAUGUGCAUGAUAUACCACAGUCAAGAUUGGUUUGGUUUGGUUUAA
This is a messenger RNA of Arachis duranensis, 1779 nucleotides long. Its product is annotated as beta-glucosidase 11. Lineage: Eukaryota; Viridiplantae; Streptophyta; Magnoliopsida; Fabales; Fabaceae. The transcript is spliced from 13 exons. The coding region runs from base 67 to 1608 and encodes 513 amino acids. Gene Ontology annotation, molecular function: beta-glucosidase activity. Gene Ontology annotation, biological process: carbohydrate metabolic process. The record is from RefSeq and is a predicted model, not a curated record.